This is a messenger RNA of Dentiscutata erythropus, 129 nucleotides long. The record is from the annotation of a GenBank genome assembly. Lineage: Eukaryota; Fungi; Glomeromycota; Glomeromycetes; Diversisporales; Gigasporaceae.
UUACGGUCAUCGAAUGUAUAUGAUAACGCAAACGCAAAAACGAAUAAAUUCGGUUAAAGUAAUCCAGUAUGUAGUAAUUAAAUGGCUUUAUCGAGUUGAUGGACCAUUUAUGAAAUAUGCUCAAGAUCG